AUGGACCCCGACAAGGUCUCUACAAUCCUCAACUGGAAGCCACCAACAGCACUCCGCGACUUACAAAGAUUCCUCGGCUUUGCAAACUUUUAUCGCCGCUUUAUCCGUGACUUCUCCAAGAUCACCCGGCCAUUAAAUGACCUCCUGAAGAAGAGCACAAUCUGGUCCUGGGAGGUAGAACACCAAACCGCCUUUGACCGACUGAAAGCCGCAUUCUCCGUAGCACCGGUUCUAGCCUUAUAUGACUAUAAUAGGAAAACUGUACUUGAAACAGACGCCUCGGACUGGGCGUCUGGAGGAGUCUUGUCCCAGUAUGAUGAUGAAGGCGUACUGCGACCUGUAGCCUACUUCUCGUCAAAACACUCGGCCCAGGAAUGCAACUACGAGAUCUACGACAAGGAACUACUGGCGAUCAUUAAGGCUCUAAACCAACGACAAGUCCGCUGGUCCGAGUUCCUGUCAGGCUUCAACUUCCGUAUUGUUUAUCGACCAGGCACCAAAGCCGUCCGUCCAGAUGCGCUAAGUCGAAAGCCAGAAGACCAACCCAAGCGCGCAGACACAAACGACGACCGCAUUAAGAACCGCCAACGGACCAUUCUGCCAGAACACAUCUUUGACCCAGAGGCCCUGGCUGAACUGACUCGAGAAGUCAAUGGGGAAUUCGACCUCGCUGCCGCCCCGAUAGACGUUAUCAUGCCAGCCAUGGACAAACCCAUCGAUGAACUGGUCGAUAGAGCCUACGAAAAUUCAGAGAUGGCCCAAGACAUGCUGACGGCCCUGAGAGACGCAUCAACCCACCGCCGCUGGCCCAAGAAAUGGCGAAAGGAACUUCGCGUAGCAAUGGCAGACUGCUCUGUCAUUGGGAAUCGCAUAUACUACCGCGAGAAGCUCUUCAUACCACCCAACGAUCAGGAACUAAAGACCCAGGUUAUUUACCGUACGCACUCCACAGGCCCUGCAGGACACCCGGGCGGAUAA
Messenger RNA from Hirsutella rhossiliensis, 978 nucleotides. Its product is annotated as retrovirus polyprotein. The record is from RefSeq and is a predicted model, not a curated record. The coding region runs from base 1 to 978 and encodes 325 amino acids. The transcript is spliced from 2 exons. Lineage: Eukaryota; Fungi; Ascomycota; Sordariomycetes; Hypocreales; Ophiocordycipitaceae.